UCCUCGGACUGGCUGCGCUUUUCUUCCACUUGAACAACCAAGUAGUUUUUACUGGGCACAUUCCCCGGCAGCAAUGUGGAGGGAAAGGGCGACCACGUUCAGCUGAAGAAGAAAAGAAGAAGAAGAAAAAUCAUCGUCGCGUCCGGGUUUUUGUUCUUUCUGUUUUUGUUCUUUCUUUUCGCUUUCUUCUUUUUUGUUUAAUCUUACGUGGAAACAAACACGCUCGAAUCGCUUGAAUUAAACUUGUUGUUGUUGUUGCUGCAGUUUUUGGACGGUUACUCACAGUUCAUAUGACUGUUACGGUUCAUUGUGGAUGUUAAAGGAGAUGAAACCGGACGUGUUUCUCUUUCCUUGACUCACCGUUUUCUGCUGUUUGUGGUUUUGGACUUGAGUUGAGUUUUUUUGGGGGGUUUUUUUUCCCGGGGGUUUGGAGUUGAGUGCAAGGAGCAGGACAGACUCCUCAUUCCUCAGGGAGACACAAGUUUGUCCUCAAGCUGCGGAGGAGCAGAGCAGGAGCAGAGCAGGAGGAGGAGGCGAAACUAAGUUGCCAAGUUGCUGCGCAUCCGGUCACUCAAAUUCCCUCUCGUUUGCAACUUUUAUCUGUGGAUUAUAUUGUUAUUUUCUUUUUGGAGGGUGGUGGACACGAUGGCGCACAGGAUCCGUGGAUGAACUGCGGAGUUUUUGAAGCAUGAACAUUUCCUUGUAGUUGGUCUUUUCUGGACUACACCGAUCUGAUAUUUCCAAAGAAAGGAACGAGAGAGAAACGAGUCAACUGUUGUUGUUGCAGCGACAGUUUUUCUUUCCGUUUUUUUAUUAUUAUUAUUAUUAUUGAUAUAACGCGUCCACUGGUGUUGUUGCCAAAAUGCCACAGCUGAACGGAGGCGGUGGGGACGACCUGGGGGCCAACGAUGAGAUGAUUUCGUUUAAAGACGAAGGGGAACAGGAGGAGAAGAUCUCGGAGAACGUGUCCGCGGAGAGAGACUUGGACGAUGUGAAGUCGUCCCUGGUGAACGAGUCGGAAAACAACAGCAGCUCCUCAGACUCGGAGCAAGCAGAGAGGCGCCCCCAAACCAGAGCCGACUCAGACAGUUAUGAGAAAACCAGAGACUAUUUCAGUGAAGCUCUGAGGAGGCAGCAAGACGGUGGCUUUUUUAAGAGUCCUCACUAUCCCGGGUACCCGUUCCUCAUGAUUCCUGACCUCACCAACCCCUACCUAUCCAACGGUUCGCUGUCUCCCACGGCCAGAACGUACCUGCAGAUGAAAUGGCCUCUUCUGGAUGUCCCCGGAUCUGCAGGACUAAAAGACUCCCGCUCCCCAACUCCAGGGCAUCUAUCCAACAAAGUCCCUGUGGUGCAGCACGCUCACCACGUCCACCCUCUGACGCCGCUCAUCACCUACAGCAACGAACACUUCUCCCCCGGGACGCCGCCGUCUCACCUGUCCCCAGAGAUCCUCGACCCAAAGACAGGUAUUCCCCGGACACCACACCCAUCAGAACUCUCUCCAUACUACCCACUGUCGCCCGGCGCUGUCGGUUCAAUCGCUCAUCCACUGGGCUGGUUCAUGCAACAGCAGGGCCAGCCCAUGUACUCAAUCCCUCCGGGGGGAUUCCGUCACCCCUAUCCAGCGCUGGCAAUGAAUGCGUCCAUGUCCAGCUUGGUGUCCAGCCGUUUCUCGCCUCACAUGGUGACUCCGCCGCCGCACAGCCUCCACCAGACCGGCAUCCCCCAUCCUGCCAUCGUCUCCCCGGCCAUUAAGCAGGAGCCCAACGGAGACAACAUCAGCCCCUCAAUGCACGCCAGGAAAUCGCCCGUUCCUCCCAAGAAAGAAGAGGACAAGAAGCCUCAUAUCAAGAAGCCUCUGAACGCUUUCAUGCUGUAUAUGAAGGAGAUGAGAGCCAAAGUAGUGGCAGAGUGCACUCUGAAAGAGAGCGCGGCCAUCAACCAGAUCCUUGGAAGACGGUGGCAUUCCCUGUCAAGAGAGGAGCAAGCCAAAUACUACGAGCUGGCCAGAAAGGAGAGGCAACUCCACUCCCAGCUCUAUCCGGGGUGGUCAGCACGAGAUAACUAUGGAAAGAGGAAAAAGAGGAAGAGAGACAAUAAACCCGACUCCAAACCAGAAGACUUCUCAAUAAGAAGCAAAAAGCAGUGCGUGCAGUACCUGCCCUCGGAGAAGAUGUGCGACAGCCCGGCGUCGUCUCACGGCAGCAUGCUGGACUCGCCGGCCACGCCCUCCGCCGCCUUGGCGUCGCCGGCCGCUCCCGCCGCCACUCACUCCGAGCAGGCGCAGCCGCUGUCACUCACCACCAAACCUGAGGGACGCAUGCACCACCACCACCACUUCUCCCUGGCCGGGAAGUCUUCUGGAUCCUCCUCCUCCUCCUCCUCUUCUUCCUCCUCAUCCCAUCCCACCAUCUCUAUCCCGAUGGGUUCCUCAGGCAGCCAGCCGACCACACCCAUCCUCAGCCGGCCAAUCCCGUUCACCUCUCUGCACCACUCCAUGCUCUCCCCUCCCUCCCCCUUCCACCAGGCAGCCCUUCACUCCCACCACGCCCUGUUCCAGUCGCAGCCCCUCUCCUUGGUAACCAAACCGACCGAAUGAAUUUGCAGAAUUUUUGUUUUUUUGUUGUUAUUUUUUGUUCCCAUUUAUUGUGCUGUAUAUUGCUUUUUUCCUCUCAAAAUAGUUAUUAGAGCAACUUUUUUUCUUAAUGAUGAAAAGGACGAAAUGUUAUUGGUCAAUAUUUGACCGCCUCCUUUUCUACAUCUCUCAAAUGACACAAAAUGUAUUUUUUUGUAAAGUUUACUGCAGAACUGGUUUCUUUUUUUCCCCGCCCCCUUUUUUUGUAUGCAUUUAUCCAAUGAACGGACAAACUCUUGUAUAAAAGAUCCAAUGUACAUAAAGUUUCUUUAUAAAAAAAAACAACAAAAAGGAACAAAAAACAUGUUUUCUCUUUAGCCAAAAUCUGAUUAAUGUUAGUAUUAAGUUUUGAAGUCAUAGUACUGGCCAAUAAUUGCAGCCCCUCCCCCCUCUUUUCAAUUCACAAGCGUGUGCCCCCCUUUUUCUUUGACAUGUUAAAUAAACAUUUGAAAUUGUUUCUUAAA
Solea senegalensis (Senegalese sole) is the source of this 3102-nucleotide messenger RNA. It is a transcript of the gene tcf7l1b, whose product is annotated as transcription factor 7 like 1b. Gene Ontology annotation, biological process: generation of neurons; regulation of transcription by RNA polymerase II; canonical Wnt signaling pathway. The transcript is spliced from 12 exons. Gene Ontology annotation, molecular function: DNA-binding transcription factor activity, RNA polymerase II-specific; RNA polymerase II cis-regulatory region sequence-specific DNA binding. NCBI's taxonomy places the organism in Eukaryota, Metazoa, Chordata, Actinopteri, Pleuronectiformes, Soleidae. Gene Ontology annotation, cellular component: beta-catenin-TCF complex. The record is from RefSeq and is a predicted model, not a curated record. The coding region runs from base 863 to 2602 and encodes 579 amino acids.